Puccinia graminis f. sp. tritici CRL 75-36-700-3 is the source of this 1413-nucleotide messenger RNA. RefSeq lists its product as uncharacterized. The transcript has a single exon. Gene Ontology annotation, biological process: folic acid-containing compound biosynthetic process. Bases 1 to 1413 code for a protein of 470 amino acids. Gene Ontology annotation, cellular component: mitochondrion; cytoplasm; cytosol. Gene Ontology annotation, molecular function: ATP binding; tetrahydrofolylpolyglutamate synthase activity; dihydrofolate synthase activity. The record is from RefSeq and is a predicted model, not a curated record. NCBI's taxonomy places the organism in Eukaryota, Fungi, Basidiomycota, Pucciniomycetes, Pucciniales, Pucciniaceae.
AUGGCCAUCAAACUCGGCCUGGAACGGAUCGGCCGACUGCUCGAAUGUCUGGCGCACCCCCAGCUCCGGAUCCCGAUCAUCCAUGUGGCCGGGACGAACGGGAAAGGCUCGGUGUGUGCGUACGAGGCGGAGAUCUUGCGGAGCUCAGGAUACCGGGUCGGCAGGUUCACCAGCCCCUUCUUGCUCGAUCCCACCGACUCCAUCAACCUCGACGGACACAACAUCGACCGGAAGACGUUCGAGGAUACAAAAUCAAAGAUCCAGAGGCUAAUCGACCGGAACAGGAUAGACCAGCCCACCUCCUUCGAGCUGCUGACGGCCAUCGCCUUCGAGAUCUUCGCCAGACCGCAAUCCGAGCUCGAUCUUGCACUCAUCGAAGUCGGUCUUGGCGGUCAGAAGGAUUCGACGAACCUCUGUCAGUCUGAGAACACCCUGCUGAGCUGCAUCACCCCCAUCUCGGUCGACCAUCAGGCUUUCCUGGGCUCGACCAUCUCCGAAAUCGCUGUCCAGAAGGCUGGCAUCGCCAAGCCGAACGUCCCAAUCCUUCUCGCCCAGCAGUCCUUCGAAGAGGUCCGGGAGAUCGUGCGCAAUAAAGGAUCAGCCGAAUCGUGCGAUGUCUUUUCCGUCCGUCCUUAUCCGCUCCCUCAGCCUCCCAGCCAACAGCCACUUCCACCAUUACCUUUGACGCCCCUCGAGGAGUAUCUUUCGUCUUCCGACUACACUGACCGGGAUACAUCAACUCACUCGUCUCCGACGAUCGCGAACUUGUUAAGUCCUGAUGCCGGCUUCCAGCAUCAAAAUGCAGCCACUGCGGCCACACUGGCCCAGCUGCUUCGAACGCACCACCAUCCACUGAAGCUGCUGCCCUCCCUAUCUGAGAAAGUGACCGACCGAGCGAUCCUCGAAGGUCUCCAGAAGACUCGCUGGCGCGGCCGAUUAGAGCUCGUCGAGUACCGAGGCUCCCAGCUGUUACUUGACGGGGCACAUAACCGAGCGUCGGCCCAAGUGCUAGGAGACCACAUCAGCACACUCCAUCGUCCGAUCACUCUCGUCAUGGCCAUCAGCUCCCCCAGGGAUCCCGCGGACCUGAUCGAGGCCCUCGGGCUCGACAGAUCGGCCUGGCCUGUCCAGCUCGUCAGCACUACCUUCUCAGCCCCUGAGGACAUGGAUUGGGUCCACCCGGUCCCUCCCGAUCUCAUUGCCAACCACUUUCAAAACCGUCUACCCCUCCAUUCUCCUCCCACUCACGCGGCUAUCAAAGCCGUCCACUCCCCGAUCGAAGCACUACAACUCGCUGUCUCGAUGGCUAGGAAUAAAGACGAGCUCGUCGUCGUUUGUGGGAGUCUCUACUUGGUCGCUGAUGUCUUGAGAAUCGUUAAUAGGGCCGAACAACACCAGUCUAACUUCGGUUGA